Molecule: messenger RNA, 1629 nt
Organism: Chionomys nivalis (European snow vole)
Lineage: Eukaryota; Metazoa; Chordata; Mammalia; Rodentia; Cricetidae
Gene: Tmod3
Product: tropomodulin 3
Exons: 10
Coding region: 203-1261 (352 amino acids)
Biological process (GO): muscle contraction; pointed-end actin filament capping; myofibril assembly
Cellular component (GO): myofibril; striated muscle thin filament
Molecular function (GO): tropomyosin binding
Source: RefSeq, a predicted model, not a curated record
GGGACCCAGCAACACAGACAGCGCGGUCGGGUUUUGGGGGCAGCCGGCGGGAGGGUUCGGCAACUCCCUGAAGCUGAGGCGUAGCGGAGCGUGGCCGCAGAGAAGAGCAAUUUAAACCUUGCGGACUCUGCCGGGAGUCGGCGGCCGGACGCCAGCAGCUAUAAGAAGUAGACCAAUCACGUGACUUCCUACAGUGCGAGCCAUGGCACUACCGUUCCGGAAGGACUUAGGGGAGUAUAAGGACCUGGAUGAAGAUGAGCUCCUUGGCAAUCUGUCAGAAACAGAGCUGAAACAGCUUGAAACUGUCCUGGAUGAUCUCGACCCCGAGAAUGCCCUUCUGCCUGCAGGGUUUCGGCAAAAGAACCAAACAUCAAAGUCUGCCACAGGGCCCUUCGACAGAGAACGUCUCCUUUCUUAUCUAGAGAAGGAAGCAUUGGAGCAUAAAGACCGGGAAGACUAUGUGCCCUACACUGGAGAGAAGAAAGGGAAAAUUUUUAUCCCCAAACAGAAACCUGUGCAGACUUUUACAGAAGAUAACAUAUCUCUUGAUCCAGAGUUAGAAGAAGCUUUGACAAGUGCCUCUGAUACGGAACUGUGUGACCUUGCAGCUAUCCUUGGGAUGCACAAUCUGAUUACAAACACUCAGUUCUGUGAUGUGGUGGGAAGCAGUAAUGGUGUCGACCAAGAACAUUUUUCAAAUGUGGUAAAAGGGGAAAAGAUUCUUCCAGUGUUUGAUGAGCCACCAAAUCCAACCAAUGUUGAAGAGAGUUUAAAGAGAAUUAAGGAAAAUGAUGCCCGUCUUGUUGAAGUUAAUUUGAAUAAUAUUAAAAAUAUCCCAAUUCCAACUCUAAAAGAUUUUGCAAAGACUUUGGAAACCAACACACAUGUGAAACAUUUCAGUCUUGCGGCCACCAGGAGCAAUGACCCCGUGGCUGUUGCAUUUGCAGACAUGCUGAAAGUGAACAAAACUUUGAAGAGUUUAAAUAUGGAGUCCAACUUCAUCACAGGCACUGGGGUUUUAGCACUGAUUGAUGCUUUGAGAGACAAUGAGACCCUGACAGAGCUCAAGAUCGACAAUCAGAGACAGCAGUUGGGCACAGCUGUAGAAUUAGAAAUGGCUAAGAUGCUUGAAGAAAAUACGAAUAUCCUUAAAUUUGGGUAUCAGUUUACACAGCAGGGACCCCGAACCAGGGCAGCCAAUGCUAUAACGAAAAACAACGACUUAGUGCGCAAGAGGCGAAUUGAAGGAGACCACCAGUAAGAAUGCCAAGGAAGCCUGCAGAUCACCAGAGGCUCCUGUUGGGACAGCAGAUGUAAAAACUUCCUGGGUAGAAGGGAAAAGACUGGAAAUCUUUUUUUUUAACUAUAUGCAUUAUUUUCCUAGCUUAAGGUAUUAUAUUUGAUUUGUAAAAUCAGUGAUGGGUAGAAUUAUAUUUGUAGCCUUUCUACUGAAAUCAUUUUAAUUUAGCUUAAUUGAAUGGCUUAUAAUUUUUAGAUAAAAAUUUAGAAGUCAUGUAUAUAAGAAUAAUUUUGAACACCUUGAGGACCAAUCUUUUUAAAUCAAAAAGGGACAUUGCUGACUCAGUGUUGCUCCUUACACAUAAAGGAUAAGGCACAUGGCAGUUUCCU